Molecule: messenger RNA, 949 nt
Organism: Trichogramma pretiosum
Lineage: Eukaryota; Metazoa; Arthropoda; Insecta; Hymenoptera; Trichogrammatidae
Product: 40S ribosomal protein S6-like
Exons: 1
Coding region: 144-896 (250 amino acids)
Biological process (GO): translation
Cellular component (GO): ribosome
Molecular function (GO): structural constituent of ribosome
Source: RefSeq, a predicted model, not a curated record
UCGUGCUCUUUUCUCUGCUUUAGCCGACCCGGACGGGCAGAAAAUAACCUCUCUUUUUCUGUAUCUGUAUGGCUGAACACGUGAACGUGUAGUGUUCCUACAAGUGUUAUAAAAUAAUUAUUAGUUACUAAAAAUCAUUAACUAUGAAGUUGAACGUGUCGUACCCCGCUACGGGAUGCCAAAAGUUGAUCGAAGUCGACGAUGAGCAUAAACUUCGCGUUUUCUACGAAAAACGCAUGGGCAUGGAGGUGCCAGCUGACUCUCUUGGAGACGAGUGGAAAGGAUACGUCGUGAAAAUCGCUGGAGGUAACGACAAGCAGGGUUUCCCCAUGAAACAAGGUAUCCUUACGAACGGUCGUGUUCGUCUGCUGCUGUCCAAGGGUCACUCUUGCUACAGACCCCGUCGUGACGGAGAGAGGAAGAGGAAGUCCGUCAGAGGUUGCAUCGUCGACUCCAACUUGAGCGUCUUGGCUCUCGUCAUCGUCAAGAAAGGUGAGAAGGAACUCCCUGGACUUACAGACAACAACAUCCCACGUCGCCUGGGACCCAAGAGAGCAUCCAAGAUCCGCAAGCUCUUCAACCUUACCAAGCAGGAUGAUGUGAGGCGUUUUGUUGUCAAGCGCCCAGUCCAGAAGGAAGGCAAGAAGGAGAAGUUGAAGGCGCCCAAGAUCCAGCGUCUUAUUACACCAGUCACCCUGCAAAGGAAAAGACAUAGGGUUGCUUUGAAGAAGAGGCGUUGUCUGGCCCGCAAAGAACAAGCUGCUGAAUACGCCAAACUUUUGGCCCAGAGACAUAAGGAGGCUAAGGCUAAACGCCAAGAAGAACAGAGAAGAAAGCGCAGCGCUUCUAUGAGGGACUCAAAAUCCUCUGCUCAAUCUCACCCAGUCAGCAAGUGAGAGCACUGCUAAAAAUGUAAUAAACAGAAGUAUAUUUUGUAACAUCAAAGUUA